Molecule: messenger RNA, 447 nt
Organism: Aspergillus saccharolyticus JOP 1030-1
Lineage: Eukaryota; Fungi; Ascomycota; Eurotiomycetes; Eurotiales; Aspergillaceae
Product: DUF5321 domain-containing protein
Exons: 2
Source: RefSeq, a predicted model, not a curated record
CGCCCUUAUUCCGGCGGCUCCCGAUUCCUUCCCAGAUUCGCUCAUGCAGACGUAUGGACGACGUUCAUUCCAGCAUUCGUUCGCAAUCGCUUCACCGGAAAGGGCAAACCUUACGCCCCCAAGUCGAAAGAAUGGAACCCCGCCAGCUUCUACAUCAUUAUCUUCAUCCUCAUCGGAUCGCAAGCCAUCCGCAUGAUCGCGCUCAAGAACGACUACGCCGCUUAUACCCGCUCGACCGAUGCGAAGAUCCGGCUUCUGCGGGAGGUGAUUGAGAGGGUCAACAAGGGGGAGGUGGUGGACGUGGAGAAACUUCUCGGCACGGGCAACGAGGCCAAGGAGAGGGAAUGGGAAGAAGUUCUCCGUGAGAUUGAGGAAGAGGACUCGCUGUGGCAUCGGAAAUCCACCGACUCUGCCCAGAAGCCCCAGGUGACAGAAAAGACGGAAAAG